AUGCUCGUGUCAGCGGCGGCGUUCGUAGCGGCGCCGGCCGGCAGCGCUUCGCGUCUCCGUCAGCGCUCGAACAGGAGCGGCGUGCAGCGCCACAGAGAGAGCACUUCCCGUGCUCCUCGUUUGGCAAGAACGCGACGCGGGCGUGCUCCACGGCUCCCGCUGUCCGCGAGUCUUCACGAGGCUGGAGCUUCGCGCGACCCGCCAAACAGCGUCGUCAGCGAACUCGGCGAGGCCGCUGGCACGGUGAACUUCCCUGAGCCGUCCGCGGUGAACCAUGUGCGCGUGCCGGGUGCGCUGGAGGCACAUCGUUUGGAGUUCAAGCCACAGACGGGUUGGCUAUGGCGGGUAUGGCUUGCAUGGAAGCUCGUGUUCGUGCGCGUCCGCCUUCGUCGCUAUACGACAAUAACCGUCGAUCUCGAGGGCCCGUUUCCCGACAGCCACGCGGCUACCUUCCCCGCCGCCAGCAGCAUCUCGCUGGAAGACUGGAAGCGAAUAUGCCGGAAUGGAGCGCAUGAUCCGCGAAUCUGCGCCAUGUACGUCAAGAUAGGUCCACUGGCAUGCGGCUACGCUCGUUUGCAGGAAGCGCGCCGCUAUCUCGACUACUUCCGACAAUCAGGCAAACCGGUGAUCGUUUACAUGGCGGUAGCUUCCGAACGAGAGUACUAUCUGGCGCUCGGCGCAGAUGAGAUCUACAUGCCUCCGGAGGGUAUCCUGUCGCUUCGGGGCAUGAAAGUCUCCGCGAGCUUUCUACGCGGCGUCCUUGACAAGAUCGGCAUUGAGCCGCAAGUGAAGCGCAUUGGCGCCUAUAAAUCAGCAGGCGAUCAGCUUGCCAGACGCACGAUGAGCGACGCCCAACGUGAAGUCCUCACAUCGCUUCUGGAGCAACAGUAUGAACAUCUGUGCAGCGAGCUGAGCACACGAGUGGGUUCAGAGCCAGACCCUGCAGCCGUCGUGCAUCGCAUCCUGGACGAUCCGCCCAUGACGGUAGCCGAAUGGAAAGCGCUCGGAUUCGUAGAUGGUAUCUCCUAUGAGAAUGAUCUUCUAGACAAGCUCAAAAUGCGGUUUGUCGGCAAAGCCUGGGGUCUAUCCGAAACCAGCGAAAAGGAGAGCAGCUCGAGCAGUGCAGACCGUCGCCUGCGACGAUUGUUGGUGCGUCCAUUGCGAGCAGUGGCCGCUAAGCGCUAUCGGCGGGUGCGUCCGUCUGUGUUAGGCCUGCCCGAAGGGCGUCGCCGAGGUGUCACGAAAAUUGGGGUGAUUCGGGCGUUGGGCGCUAUCCAAACGGGACGCAGCUCGUCGAACCCGUUAUUCAGUCCCAGCAUAGGCUCGGACACGCUUGUGGAGCAGUUGGAGCGAGCGAAAAACGAUCGAAGCCUCGCAGCUGUGAUACUUCGUGUUGAUUCGCCCGGAGGCUCCGCGCUAGCAUCGGACCUGAUCUGGAACUCCAUCCGCGAGCUGGCCAAGCGCAAGCCGGUCAUUGCGAGUAUGGGCGACGUUGCCGGUAGCGGUGGUUACUACAUCAGCAUGGGAUGCCAGGCGAUCGUGGCGGAACCUCUCACCCUAACAGGCAGCAUCGGCGUUGUAACUGCCAAACCGUCUCUGCAACAACUCUUUGAGCGCAUUGGAUUUCGUCGAGAGGUUUUGAGUAGGGGGCGCUAUGCGGAGCUCGAUGUGGAUUUUCGGCCCUUCACACCCGAAGAGGAUGCCUAUUUCACGCGGAGUACGGAGCGAGUCUACGAGUCGUUUGUGCGCAAGGCAGCGGAGAGCCGUGGUCGCCAACAUCACGAGUUCGAUCGCUACGCACAAGGACGUGUCUGGUCGGGUACGCAAGCGCUCGCCGUGGGGCUCGUCGAUGCACUCGGCGGCUUUGAUCGCGCUGUCGAGCUGUGUCGGGAACGUCUUGAACUAGCCGCAGAUCGACCGCUGCGUUUCAUGGAGGUGCGUCCACGAUCGACAGGGCUUCUUGCGAGCCUCCUAGAGAAUAUGGGGGCGCUCCUGCUUGAAACGGGGUUUGGAUCCCUGCUCCAAUCGUUGGGUGCAAAUCAGAUUGCGGAAGCGCGUCUUGAAACGGCGUUGCCGGAUGCAUCGACGCCCCGGGUGGACAGCGUUCUCGCUGCUCUUUUACGAUUCCUGAAUCGCAUGGAGUAG
This is a messenger RNA of Cyanidioschyzon merolae strain 10D, 2145 nucleotides long. Its product is annotated as probable endopeptidase IV, signal peptide peptidase, SppA. The transcript has a single exon. Gene Ontology annotation, biological process: proteolysis. Gene Ontology annotation, molecular function: peptidase activity. The record is from RefSeq and is a predicted model, not a curated record. NCBI's taxonomy places the organism in Eukaryota, Rhodophyta, Bangiophyceae, Cyanidiales, Cyanidiaceae. The coding region runs from base 1 to 2145 and encodes 714 amino acids.